Seminavis robusta is the source of this 768-nucleotide messenger RNA. Lineage: Eukaryota; Bacillariophyta; Bacillariophyceae; Naviculales; Naviculaceae. The record is from the annotation of a GenBank genome assembly.
AUGUCAGAAGAUCUCGAAGCUACCAAAUCUGCCAAUGAAAUGCUCAGUCAAAUAAUAGCAUUGGUCAGAGCCGCAACAAUGAUUGACACCGAGACAGAAAUUGGUGUCGAGCUGGUUUUUGACAGCCAGCAGAGCCUAGUGUCCUCGCAGACAGAGAGUGCUGAAACAGGCAAUGCUCAAGUUCACGACGAAAUCACCAUCAUAGCAGAAGCCCACAAACCAAGCAGCUCUCAAGAAGACAACAUGAUCUCGAAACAAAAACAAGCAGCAGCUGCUGCUGCCGCUGAAGAAGAAGCAGAGAUAAAAGACAAUUGUAUGCCUCCGCAAACCCUCAGGAGGCCAAAACGUGUUGGCUUUGAUAAGGUCGAGGUCAGACACUAUGCCAUGAUUUUAGACGAAUCAAGAUACAAGAAUCCAUUCUUGACUAUUGGUUGGGAAUCAUUUGAUCAUCAAAUUACCACAGUCCAAGAUUUUGAAGCCAUUCGCAUACCACAGCGACAGCCCCCCUUUGUCAUUGAGCCCAAGGAACGACUGUUCCUUUUGCUCCGAUCGGGAUUUUCGUCAAGCUUUGUUCGAGAGCAUCUUGCGAAACCCAACCCAGCCGUCGAGUCUGAAAUACCUGCUGUGGGAGAAACCUGCAAGGGGCUACUGAAGAAACAGGAUCAAAAACAGCCCCCAAGAAGCAGUGUCUUUCAAAAGAUGAUGAAGAUCCAAAUAGGACUCAGACUCAGGGGACGAAGAAGAAGGGUUGGGGCUGCAGAGUUCUAG